CCCUCUACCCUAUCUCUCUCUUUGAAUCCCUCAAGCUCCACCCCCUCUUCUUCCCCCCUCCCCUCUCUCGACUCCACCCAUCUCUCUAUCCAUCUCUCUCGUUGAAUAUCUCAAGCUCCACCCAUCACUCUACCGACCUCUGUCUCUGAAUAUGUGAAUCUCUGUUUUCGUCAUCUAACUCAAUAGAUUUCUCUUGCUCUCUCUUUGGUGAAGAAGAAGAAGUAGAAGAAGAGGAACAACAUUGGUAUCUUUUUAUCUCUUUCUUCCUUUCUCUCCAGAAUAGUUAAGCAUCAAUUUAAUAAAAUGGCAUCACUAUCAGCAGCAUGGCUAUACCAAGAUAAAACAAUGAGGGGUUUGAUUUCUGGUGAUGGAUCUGUUGUUGGAAAAUCUUGCUAUCCACAUUUUCAGACUUCCUUUGUAGGUUCAUUUCCAGCAAGAAAGCCACAAGCUAGUGUUACAUCGAACACCGAAAGGAGAGGCAGUUGUCUCCCUUGUAUAAAGUGUGAAAAGAAGGAUGAUCAUAUUGACCGUUUCUCUGUUGAGCGUCCCCCAUAUUACAGUUAUAUGGAUUCCACAUCUGGACAGAUCGAACCAGCCUCAGGUGCUCGUGCAAGCAUACCUGGGCAGGAGUACUGGCCCGAAGGCACUGCCAGCCGAGUGAGAGCUGCAAGGGCUCCAGCACCGGCAGGGAAGUCAGAAGGGGAGCCUUCAUAUGGGAAAAAACCUGGUAGCAGAAGGAAGAGACAUAAGGAACGUCAAGCUGCCUCGGGAUCUUCAGAUCAGAUUGUAGUUUCGACUGAUCCACCGGCACUUGAAACUUCUGAUGACACAUCUGAGGAGCCUAAAGAUGUCUCCAGCGAAUAUGUUGUUUAUCAGACAGAACCAGAGGAAGAGAACUUCAGCCCUUUUGAAUUAGACAAGAAAUUAGGACGCCCUCACCCCUUUAUCGAUCCAAAAGUGAAGAAGCCAAUAGAGAACACUCUUUCGAGUGAAGAGCUGUGGUGGAAUUGGCGAAAACCUGACAAGGAACAAUGGUCAAGGUGGCAAAGGAGGCGGCCAGAUGUCGAAACGGUGUUUGCCAAGGCUAUGGCCGAGACGGGGCAAAUAAAGCUUUAUGGUGACCAUCCAACACUAACUGAAACUGCUCUUGUAAGGGCAAGACGACAUGUAUUCAAGGAGGAAAGGCUAAAAGCGGAACAGGAGAGACUGGAAAAAAUCGGUCCAAUGGCAUACUACUCGGAAUGGGUUAAAGCAUGGAAGAGGGAUACUUCACGUGAGGCUGUGCAAAAACAUUUUGAAGAGACUGGUGAAGACGAGACCACCCAACUGAUCACGAUGUUCCAGCAUCAAACGGAUAGAGAAUAUCGCAUCAUGAUGGGCACCGAUGUCCGCAUCCGCAGGGAUCCUUUGGCAAUGCGAAUGCGAGAGGAUCAAAUAAAGGAAAUAUGGGGUGGUGAUCCAGUUUAUCCAACAAUUAAUUACAUUCAAGAUCCAAAUGAAGUGAUUGACUAUAGGGGUGCAAAUUUUCAUGAACCGACACCCAACAUGCUGUCUUAUCUUAUGGAGCAUGGGAAAAUGAUAUCAAGGAAAGAUCUUGAGCAAAUAUUGGCCAGAGAAAAGACGGAACAACUCGAGCAGAUCUCUGAUAUGGACGAAGCCAUGGCACAAGCAGUUGAUAUUGGAGAAAAUGAUGAUGAAGGAGAGGAUAGCGACAUCGAAGGUGAAGAUGGAACUGAGGAGAAAAUUACACGCAAUUGGAGUGUUGUAAAGACUACCCCUCAGCUCCGCAACUCAAAGGAGAAAAGGAAGAAAGAAGAUCCCUUGACAUUGGAAGAGGCUGUAGAUGAUUCAGAGAACUUGACUGAUUUCCUUUUGGACUUCGAUGAAGAUCAGUAAACAGUCUUCAUGCUUCUCAUGGCAAGCGAUGGGGACACUUGGAUGGUUCUUGUAAGCUAAUCAUAGCCUUAGAAACUGAAUAUUUUUUCCAAUCGGCAUUGUAGUUGUUUUGACAAGCUCUGCUUAGUUCACACACACCUCUACCACCGAUCUGGCAGGACGUGUGGGACUUUUGAGUAACGUCGGCAUAUUCAUUAGGCAUGUGUACAUGGAAUGUAGACCACUGGUAGUUCCUUUA
Molecule: messenger RNA, 2134 nt
Organism: Magnolia sinica
Lineage: Eukaryota; Viridiplantae; Streptophyta; Magnoliopsida; Magnoliales; Magnoliaceae
Product: protein PLASTID TRANSCRIPTIONALLY ACTIVE 12, chloroplastic
Exons: 11
Coding region: 304-1896 (530 amino acids)
Biological process (GO): positive regulation of DNA-templated transcription; response to light stimulus; positive regulation of red or far-red light signaling pathway
Cellular component (GO): nucleus; chloroplast
Source: RefSeq, a predicted model, not a curated record